GAAUGCGAGUGAGUGCGCUAAAUAUCUAAGAGGCGCACGCAUUCUCUAAUUCUUUCAUAUAUUAUGUUCAAAGAAUUUUAUUACUAGUAGGAAAGUGUAAGUGUUAAAAUGUCUCCAAAGUGUCCCGUACCGCCGUUACAAGAUAUCACAUUAUCUUUAACAGCAAGACAGCUGAUACACACAAUAACGAAAAUAUCGACAGAAGAAGAUGUGGCUCUACCUUUUACUAUGGUGUCCUCAUACUACGAGAGUAUGGGAGUGACGAGUGAUAUAUUUCAAGACCUACUUAAUCUUAUACUUACCUCGGAUUAUCUUGACCCAUCAGUGAGAUAUUUUACAAUGAAGCUGCUUCUUAAGGAGAACGUAAAGAGCUUAGCGACAGGCAUGUUCCCGUGUCCAUACUAUAGGAGAAUCCUUGAACUGAUUAUUGAACAAGGCCGCCAUUUGACAUCUUUAAAUAUGAAAGGUGUGUGGGUGAAAGACGAACAUCUACAUUUAAUGUACGAAAUAAUCAAGAACCUACCUAAUCUAACUACGCUUAGUAUACCAUACAUAGCUAACGAUGAAAUACUUAAGUAUAUUGGAGAAAAUAACAAAGUAUUGAAACUGCUCGAUGUCUCUGGUGAAACAGAUAUAACAGAGAUUGGAAUAGAUGCCAUGUUGACGGGUAAUCCACAACUCGCCCAGAGUAUUACUGUUGUUAAUAUUGGAAUGUAUGGUGAAGAAAAUAUAGAUCACACCGAUGUAGCACUGCUAAUCCGAAGACUUCCAAAUUUAACUAAUCUAGGUAGCUAUUCAUAUGUGGGUAAAGCAAUAAAUUACGUGUACAACCACGACUGUCCACCUAAUUUUAAAACGAAAAUACAAUAUAUACAUGAUGUACAAACAAACCAAAGAACUAUGAAAGCUAUUACAGCAAUAUGUCCUUUGGUAGAAACAAUUUACUUAGAAGAGGCUGACCAGGGUGUGCUUCAGCAGUUAAAGGAUCUAAGUUAUGUAAACAAGAUAAAAUUAAAUAAGUUUCAGUGCCAUGAACUACAUCAACUAUUAGAUAAAAUAGGAUACAAGAUAUUAACGUUAAUGUUAUCAGGAUCGAGAGGUUCUUUCAACUUUACUAGAAUAGCAGAAACUUGCCCUAAUUUGGAGAGUCUUGAGUUUUACCAAUGCCAAACUGCAACUCACGAAGAAGAAGUGCCUUUUAAUAAAUUGGAACACAUCGAAAUAAUUCAAGGCAACUUGUCGGGACCGUGCCUCAAGUACCUAAUGACUUGUACUCCAAAGUUGAAAAAACUGAUCAUUGGGGAUGAAAUAAAACUAGACGAUAAUGACUUUGCUCGGAUAUUACGCCGCUAUAAAUUUCCCAAUUUAGAAGCGAUUUGGUUUCCAAAUGCGCCACGAUUGACAAGAGAGACCGUAGACAUGUUAAUGGAGAAUUGCCCUAAACUCCAAAGCCUGGGUCAGUUGAGUGGAUGGAAUUAUACUCCGGAUGACAUGAUGCUUAUGAGAGCGAUUAUCGCAAGUACUAAUACGGACCUAAUUCUCUCUCCUUUGGGUAUAUUUCAACAGGGAACGUAACGAAUGUAUUAAAUAACAUUGUUAAUUUAUUCAAAUUUGGACUUAAUAAAACUUCUAAAAACUA
This is a messenger RNA of Pieris napi, 1639 nucleotides long. RefSeq lists its product as uncharacterized. The record is from RefSeq and is a predicted model, not a curated record. Bases 109 to 1575 code for a protein of 488 amino acids. The transcript is spliced from 2 exons. NCBI's taxonomy places the organism in Eukaryota, Metazoa, Arthropoda, Insecta, Lepidoptera, Pieridae.